Molecule: messenger RNA, 740 nt
Organism: Cuscuta campestris
Lineage: Eukaryota; Viridiplantae; Streptophyta; Magnoliopsida; Solanales; Convolvulaceae
Source: the annotation of a GenBank genome assembly
AUGCACCGGUCAACAAGCCUACCGAGCAGUGGUGGGAGAUGGAAGUAGACGGAGCGUCCGGUCCUAAAGGUUAUGGGGGUGGUAUAGUCUUUACCACUCCGGAAGGAUUCAAAAUUUACCAUGCAAUCGUCUUCAACUUCAAGUUGACGAACAAUGAAGCAGAAUACGAAGCUCUUGCUGGAGGGCUCAGACUUGCUCAAGCCCUCAAAAUCAACCGGGUCAGUAUCAAAUCUGACUCUAGUCUGAUUGUUGGGCAAGUGACCGGUAAUAUGGAGGCUAGAGAAGGACGAAUGGCGCAAUACAAGGACCUGGUGCUCGCCUUGUUGAUAAGCUUCGAGGAAUUCAAAAUCGCCCAAAUCCCCCGGGCAGAAAAUGCAGAUGCAGACCUUCUCUCCAAACUAACGCAGUAUGCCCCCGAGCAUGUUUCAAAACUUGCCCGGGUGGAAAUCUUGGACCGUGCCAGCAUCGAGAAACUCGAAGUAGCUGUCAUAACAGGGGAAGCCCAAUCUGACCGGUCAAACUUGGUCGGGGCGAAUGAUCACUGGAUGUAUGAUCUGAUGGAGUAUCUGAUGAACGAGACCUUGCCGGAACAAGAUGACCGGGCAAGAAAAGUGAAGCUCAGGGCACCACGGUUCCAGGUCCUGGAUGGGAAGCUGUACAAAAGGGCAUUCGGAGGACCACUCCUGAGGUGCCUCACCAACCGGGAAGCUGAGCGAGUCAUAGCAGAAGUGCAUGAAGGG